AUGUCCGCUGCCUGCCUCCCCGUCCCGCCUCCCAGCAGACAUCGCGCCUCCUCGACCAAUGUCCGCCCAGCUCUGACCCUUAAUUCCCUCGAACGACGACCGUCAAACUCCGUGCUCGACAUGCCCUCUGAGCUCGGCACCAUCCCCGGCUCCCCUGCCCCAAACAUGACCGUCACUCCCAACCUGUCGCUCGACAUCCCCACAUCUACCAAGUCGCACCCGGCACCGCACUUUGCGCUCGCCUCCCUCCUCACCCAUUGGACGACGUCCCUCCAUGCCGUGGCGGACUCAGGAUUCACCUCGUCGCCGUCCUCGCCGCUUCAUAGCCGCGCAAGCACGGACGACUCCUCCAUCCUUCCCAUGUCCGCGUCCCCGACGCGCGCCCACUUCGGGGACCUCUCGACGCUCGAGAGACCCCAGCAGAAAGCGAAAGCUCGCCUGUGGGAAGGUCAUCCAUCAGUCCAUACACCCGUGCUCUUCGUCCUCAUCCUCUUCCCACUGUCGACCGCGCUUAUUCUCUUGGCCGCUUCGACGCUCCCAAUCACCGCGACAUGGCCACGCAACCUGCCGGACCUUGCGCAGCUCGGCCGGGAGCUGCAUGGGUAUGCGCAGAGCGGUGUGCUUUCAACAACGCACAUCGUUGGUGUGCUCUCCGCAGCGACCAUUUGGAUGCACAGCUGGUCAAUACCUGGGAGCGUGUUGACGAACGUGCUUGCCGGGGCGCUCUUCUCGCCAGCGCUCGCGAUCCCCCUGUUGACGCUGCUCACCACGCUCGGGUCGUUGUCAGCAAGUACACUGGCGGCGCCGCUAGGCCCGUUCCUCACGCGUUUGCUUCCGAAGCCCCUGGCAAUGACGAGGUCGGUAUUGGAGGGCAAUGAUUCCAAAGACGGGUCUGCUCCCUGGGUCCGUCUCUCGAUUCUGCGACUCAUCGGCGUCGUCCCAUGGUCUGGAAUCAACAUCGCCUGUGGGGUGUGCGGGGUCGCGGUCUGGGACUGCUUCCUCGGCGCGCUCAUCGGCUCGCUGCCAUGGACCGCGGUGACCUGCCAGAUUGGCGACAUCCUCCAGACCGUGGCCACGAACCCGCGCCCGUCGAUGUCGGUGCAGUCGAUUCUGACGUCACCCGAGAUCGUCAUGAAGCUCGCCUUCCUUUCCUUCCUCUCCCUCGCCCCCAUCUUGGGCCGCAACCAUCUCCGCGCAUGGCUCUCCUCGCAAGCGCCUGUGGAGCCCGAGGCCUCGUUCGGAGCAGUCGAAGAGAAGGAGACGGCCCGUCGCUGGGCCUGGGUCAAGGAAUGGCGCACGCGCAUUCGGUCCGCCUCGCCGUCAAGCAUCCGGGCCGCGUCCCAGGCCGAGCUCCAUGCUCUCGUCCGCGAAAAGGAGGCUCUCUCUCCAUGA
Epithele typhae is the source of this 1392-nucleotide messenger RNA. Its product is annotated as snare associated Golgi protein-domain-containing protein. Lineage: Eukaryota; Fungi; Basidiomycota; Agaricomycetes; Polyporales; Epitheliaceae. The transcript is spliced from 3 exons. The coding region runs from base 1 to 1392 and encodes 463 amino acids. The record is from RefSeq and is a predicted model, not a curated record.